Molecule: messenger RNA, 933 nt
Organism: Sapajus apella (tufted capuchin)
Lineage: Eukaryota; Metazoa; Chordata; Mammalia; Primates; Cebidae
Gene: ASCL3
Product: achaete-scute family bHLH transcription factor 3
Exons: 1
Coding region: 360-929 (189 amino acids)
Biological process (GO): developmental process; regulation of transcription by RNA polymerase II
Molecular function (GO): DNA-binding transcription factor activity, RNA polymerase II-specific; protein dimerization activity; RNA polymerase II transcription regulatory region sequence-specific DNA binding
Source: RefSeq, a predicted model, not a curated record
UCAAAAAUAAAAAUAAAGAAAGAGAAGAAAAAAAGAAUUCUAGCGGUGUGGUGUGGAAGACACAUUCUCAGCAGACUAAGGUUGUAUCUUUGUAACCACAAGGAUUGAAAGGGAAUUGAAGGAGAAUAACUUUCUCACAAGGCGAUUCAAUGGUAUUUAGUGCUGUUUCUGUGUACCAUCAAAAAUCCUUACUACACACAGCAUAUUAUAACACCAUCUUCUUGUCCACAUGAGCCCAGAAAUUAGUCAUCAAAGCAGAAAAGUCUCUGAAACAUUGAUCUCCAAGAAAGUAGAUGAUAUCUGCUUUUUCAAUCUGACCAAAUUGAUACACUUGGUUAUGUUUGCAGGUUAAAGAGGAAAUGAUGGACAACAGAAGCAACUCUAGUCUGCCUGACAAACUUCCUAUGUUCUCCAAUUCUGCCUGCUUGCCAAUGACCAGGUCCUUCUAUUUGGAGCCCACGGUCACUUUCCACCUGCACCCGGAGGCCCCGGUGCUGCCCCCUUAUUCUGAGGAGCUGCCACUGCUGCCUUUUCCCAGUGACUCCCUCAUCAUGGGAAAUUAUGGUGAACCCUGCCCCUUCUCUUUCCCAAUGCCUUAUCCAAAUUACAGAAGGUGUGAGUACUCCUACGGACCGGCCUUCAUCCGGAAAAGGAACGAGCGGGAAAGGCAGCGGGUGAAAUGUGUCAAUGAAGGCUACGCCCAGCUCCGCCAUCAUCUGCCAGAGGAGUAUUUGGAGAAACGACUCAGCAAAGUGGAAACCCUCAGAGCUGCGAUCAAGUACAUUAACUACCUGCAGUCUCUUCUGUACCCUGAUAAAGCCGAGACCAAGAAUAACCCUGGAAAAUGUUCCUCCACUAUAGCAACCACCAGCCGCCAUGCUGACUCUAUGUUCAGAAUUGAGUCAGUAUUUCCAAAUAGAAAUGAAUAGUAUC